This is a messenger RNA of Perca fluviatilis (European perch), 2712 nucleotides long. RefSeq names its product abhydrolase domain containing 5a (gene abhd5a). The record is from RefSeq and is a predicted model, not a curated record. The transcript is spliced from 8 exons. Lineage: Eukaryota; Metazoa; Chordata; Actinopteri; Perciformes; Percidae. Gene Ontology annotation, biological process: positive regulation of triglyceride catabolic process; negative regulation of triglyceride storage. Gene Ontology annotation, cellular component: lipid droplet. The coding region runs from base 96 to 1217 and encodes 373 amino acids.
CGCUCGGGGGAGCUGUCUCCGUUAACAAAUCAAACGCAUUCAAUCAUGUUGACCCCCCACGUCAGAGUGUCUCAGGCCAGUGUGUGUGAAGCAGAAUGGCCGAGCAGGCGGUGACAGCGAACAACACAGGGUUAGUUCAGAGAGUGAUGUCUGUUGUCGGCGCUCGCGGUCUGGUCAGCAGCGUGUGGGGCUACGUGGACGCCACCGUCAGGUGGUGCUGGAUCCCCAGCUGGCUGCCGUCAUGGUGUCCCACCUCUAGCCUCCAGCUCCAGACUGCAGAGGACAGGAUGCUGCGAUGUGUAGAAAGCGCUUUUUCCAAACAAUACAUCCCCAUUGCUAACGGCAACCAGCUGUGGACUCUGACCUUUAGCAGUGACCGUGUCAAAGACCGAACCCCCAUGGUUCUGCUCCAUGGGUUCGGAGGAGGCGUGGGCCUCUGGGCUCAGAACCUGGACGCACUGUCCCAGCGCCGGCCCAUCUGGGCCAUGGACCUGCUGGGCUUUGGACGGAGCAGCCGGCCGCGUUUCUGCACAGAUGCCCGGGAGGCAGAGGACCAGUUUGUGGAGUCUAUAGAGCAGUGGAGGGCUGAAGUGGGUCUGGACUCCAUGAUCCUGCUGGGACACAACCUGGGAGGAUACCUGGCUGCGUCUUACGCCAUCAGAUACCCCAGCAGAGUGAAGCACAUGGUGCUGGUGGAGCCCUGGGGUUUCCCUGAGCGCCCGGACACAGCAGAGGCCGACCGGCCCAUCCCGGUGUGGAUCAAAGCCCUCGGGGCCAUGUUCACGCCCUUCAACCCUCUGGCUGGCCUGAGACUGGUGGGGCCGCUCGGUCCCACUCUGGUCCAGACCCUGAGACCCGACUUCAAGAGGAAGUUCUGCUCCAUGUUCAGUGACAACACUGUGUCCGAGUACAUCUACCACCUGAACGUGCAAAUCCCCAGCGGGGAAACAGCCUUUAAGAAUAUGACCAACUCCUUUGGCUGGGCUACCAGACCCAUGCUGCACAGGAUGGACCAGCUUCAGCCCAAGAUCCCCAUGGCCAUCAUCUACGGCUCCCGCUCCAGCAUCGACAGCAGCGCCGGCAGCAGCAUCAGGGAGAGCCGGCCACACUCCCAUGUGGAGAUCACAACGAUCCGCGGAGCCGGACACUACGUGUACGCCGACCAGCCCGAGGACUUCAACCACACGGUCCUGCAGGUGUGUGACCAAGUGGACUGAAGCUGAACUCAACAACAGACUGAACUUUUUGUAUUUUUAUAUCUUUUAGAUAGCUGUAUUACUGCAUCCUCUGUGAAGAAACACAGUAAGACUCAAUACAUAAGUAAAGUCAUUUCUUAUAUGAUAUAAUGUUGUUAUAUUUAAUCACAUCUUUCCCGUCUGGUUGUGACACAGACAGGAAGUGGACUCUUCAGUACAUCGCUGCCUUCAGCACCAGGAAGCAGCUAGACAUGUAUCUGCAGUCAUGACUAAUCUCUAUUUAUAGCGUCUCUCCCCUCUGAUUGUUUUUGGCUUUUCUUUUUUUUCUUUUUACUCAAAAGUUGAUUUCAUUAGCUUUUGUUAUGAAUGUGAAGCCAGAUCAGCUCUGUGGUCUGUUAAACCUACAGGACUGUUUUACACCUGCGUCAUACCUUUCUGACUGCUGUCUACAGGAAACAUCUUAAACCAUUUCAAUGCAUACUUUAAUUCUCAGUGAAAGCAUCUUUCUACGUGCCACUGAUUUUCUGUUGAGCGAUGCUGAGCCACACAGUAUAAUUGCAUACGUGAGAUACGUUUCAAUUUCUUCGAUGUUCACACUAAUAAUCUUUCCCAGACAAAUAUUAAGCCUGAAAAUGAUCAUUAGAUGCAUUUUAGAGAAAUGCUAGUUGAAGUUGACUAGCCCCUCAGACGUUCACAAGAUGCCAGGAUGCAGCCCUGGGACCCGUACGGUGGGACGUCCCGUGCACAUAGUGCCCACGGCUCUUAGUGAAGACGCUGCCGGUGCAGCGCCGCCUCCUGAGCUUUUGGCCAGAGUGUUGGUGUUCAGCUCUGCGUCAGUGGGGGCAGCCAGCCCACUAAAUGCUUUCGAUGCAUUUUAGAGAAAUGCCAAUCGAAGUUGGUUGUUAUUGCUAAUCUCAACUGGAACACUGUCAUGUCAUCUGUGCAGCUGGACUCUCCGCUGUCUAUCGGGCUUCUGUCUAAAAAAGCAAACAUUAAGAAAAGCAACAUGAUUUUUAUAUAUAUAUAUAUAUAUAUAUAUAUAUUUAGACAAAUGAAAAACCAAGAAGUUCCAGAUGUCUUCUGUGGCUGUGAAGCUACUUUCUGAAGUCUAAAAAAAACAUUGCCCGUGUAUGUCACCAGGGUAAUCGCAGGUAGGGCGUGAAUCAACGGGAAGUGUAAGAUCCAGUGAUUUUAGACCCAUACCGUGGACUAAAAGUCAGGAUUUCUUGAGCUCCAAUCUUUUUGAAAUCCAUAUAAUUUGAAAUGCAGAAACUCUGGGUUUAGAGAGGUGGUAGGAAGACCGAGAUAUAUAUAUAUGUAUAUAUAUGUGUCUGCAUAGCAGCCUUAUCAUUUGUCACAGGGAACAAUGUCUUUGUAAUUUGUCUGCCGUUCUUAAAUCAGUUGCUUAACGGUCAUUGUCGACAAAUUAAAAAAAAAGAAAUGUGAAUUGUGCAAAUUAUUUUCUUCUUCCUCUUGAAAUGUAAACACUAAUAAAUAGUUGUUAGCUGUAGUAUGA